Phyllopteryx taeniolatus (common seadragon) is the source of this 2623-nucleotide messenger RNA. RefSeq names its product free fatty acid receptor 3. NCBI's taxonomy places the organism in Eukaryota, Metazoa, Chordata, Actinopteri, Syngnathiformes, Syngnathidae. Gene Ontology annotation, cellular component: plasma membrane. The record is from RefSeq and is a predicted model, not a curated record. Gene Ontology annotation, molecular function: bioactive lipid receptor activity. The transcript has a single exon. Bases 280 to 1281 code for a protein of 333 amino acids. Gene Ontology annotation, biological process: positive regulation of calcium ion transport; positive regulation of insulin secretion; response to fatty acid.
UGUCCGCUCCUUCUGCAUGAGUGCCUGCGUCUUCUGAUCGGUAUCUCGCAGCCGCGAUGUGUCGUACAACAAGAUGCCUCACUGCCUUCGUUGCCGCUACCUCAGUCAGGACGGUCGCUCAUUGAACAACGGCCUCCCUUUCCUAAAUGGGGACUCCAUGUUUGAAUCUGAGAGGGACGGAGGGACAACUAACGCAACUACAGAAUAGCUAACAGAUGGCACAUUUUUGCAGGAUUUCCUGUUUGUCUCAGUGUUGUCGAGCAAUUAAGCGUCUACGCGAUGCACGUGGCCGUCAAGGACUGCGUCGCUCUCUUCGUCUACUCCUUCACGUUCAUGCUGGGCCUUCCCGCCAACCUGCUCGUUCUGUCCGUGUACGUCCGCAAAGCCCGCAAGCGCGGCGCCACGCCCAACGUGGUCUACGCCCUCAACCUCGGCCUGGCCAACCUGGUGCUGGUGACCUGGUUGCCCGUCAAGGCUUUGGAGACCUUGCUUCAAGACUGGCGGCUCCCGCCUACCGUGUGCCCCGUUUAUAGCUUCUUCCUAUUCUCGUCGCUCUACGGAAGCUGCCUGUUCAUCACGGCCGUGACGAUGGGACGCUACCUCAGCAUCGCCUUCCCCCUCGUCUACAAGCGGUACCGCCGGGCUCGUAUCUCAUGCUUCAUCAGCGCAGCCCUGUGGGCCUUCGUGCUUCUUCACCUCGGCGUUGGCCUCGUGGCGGAAGGUGGCGCCAACUUCGUCUCCGUCAAGGACGACGCUUUGGCGUGCUACGACCAUUUCAAUGCCUCCCAGCUGGCCGUGCUGCUUCCCCUCCGCCUGGAGAUGGCCGCGGUCCUCUUCCUCCUGCCUCUGUUGGUGUCGUCCUUCUGCACGCUGCGUUGCGUCACCCUGGUGUGGCACUCCAACUUACGACCCGCGGGGAAGAGGCGAGUCCUCGCGGUGUCGCUGUCCACGCUGGCUGUGUUCGUGGUGUGCUACGCUCCCUACAACGCCUCGCACGUGGUGGGAUUUGUGACGGGCGAAAACAUAGAGUGGAGAACGUACGCCAUGCUGACGAGCUCUUGUAACGUUUUCCUGGAGCCCGUCGUCAUGUUGAUGCUGUCACCGGCAGCAUCGAGAGAGAUCGUGGGUAGAAUCUGCGCGGGGCAAAGCAGACUGAGUCGUACGGAAGCGUUUCGCCAUCAUUGCACCACUCCCAACACUGUGGCUAAUAUCAGGUCGCCAGCUACCAUCACUGAGAAGAGCCAAGCUGGGGCGGACAUGCCGAAACUGAGUCAGGAAUGAGAUGAGGACUUCCCUUUAUUAGAAGACAAACUCAGUGAACAUUUUUUAAAUGUACUUUGCAAAUACAGUGGUGAUACAAGUGAUCCAAGUUACAAGGUUUCCGAGAUACGAGCCGUUGUUUGGCCGUUUUUCGCUUUGACUUGAGAGCAAACAUUUGACAUGCGAGCACUGUGUGGUGGCAGUCAAGUCAACUCAUUUCACAGCAUGCAACAGUUUGGCAGACAGUGAGCAAUUCUCCAAAAAAGAGGCUUAGGUGUGGAAUGCCAUUCCCAGUUGAAGUUUACGGACAUAAGCUAAAUAAAAAGAAGAGAAAUUACAUGUUGUGUAUUUGAAACAAUGACAUACCUUUUCCUUACAGUUAGCUAUCUUAAUGCUAACAAAAAAGGGCUUUACGUAAUGGAUAUUUGAACACAAAUGGCGCCGCAACAAAGGUAGACAGACAAUAUAACAGUACUUACAGGCAUGUUUUCUUUAUUCUCAGCGAAAAACAACAAAUAUUACUGCUGCCUACUGAGUCAUUAGUAGUUGUGAAACUCUUUUACAUUUGUGUGGGCAUGAUUGCAUUAUGCUGCCACCUGGUGGCCAAGUUGUGCAGACCAGAAGGAGCCACAACAAAUUAAUCAUGAUGCACAAACUGUAUAAUUCUUUACAUUCGUUUUGAUUAUGUUAUUACUGUUUUUUCCCCCUGCAAUUUACUGUAUGAGAAAAGAGCUCACUAAACCUCCUUUUCAAUAAUAUGGAUAUGUAUCACCUUGGUAAAAUUGCACUAACACCACUUUAUUGACUUAUUAUUAUUAUUAUUUUCUAAUUGAUUGUAGUCAUUAUAAUUCCUCAAGGCGAAAUUCAAACACACACAGCUGUAUAUUUUGUGUUACAUGCCACACAGAUUCCGAUCACACACAUGCAGACAUGGCAGAGUACGUAAGUGCUGUACCUCUUGAGCUGGUGAGGUUGGGGACAGCGCCUUGCUCUUGGGCACUUCGACAGUAGCCAGGAAGCACACUAGCAUCUCUCCAACAAUUGGUUGCCAUUUCACAUUUUGUCCUCAGCAAACCUCCAGCUCCAAAGAUCCAAAUCCUUACAGAUGAGGUACUGCCACCUACAGGGUACAAUCUAAUGAUAUUUAAUAUUGAUUUUAAAUUAGAAGGCGAGAGAGGGAAAUUUUUUUUACCACAUGUUCAUUAUUUUGGUUGUAGUUUUCAGCACAACUACUGCACUGCGAAUGAGAGCUGUUUAUAAUAUUUAGCAUAUUUUUCUACUGCAAACAAUAUCACAAACAUUAACCCUAUUCAAAUAUGAUGUGGAAAAUGAAUAAUGAUACAUUGUUUGUUUCUGUGUUUAA